This is a messenger RNA of Procambarus clarkii (red swamp crayfish), 1931 nucleotides long. RefSeq names its product probable methylmalonate-semialdehyde/malonate-semialdehyde dehydrogenase [acylating], mitochondrial. Gene Ontology annotation, cellular component: mitochondrion. The record is from RefSeq and is a predicted model, not a curated record. Lineage: Eukaryota; Metazoa; Arthropoda; Malacostraca; Decapoda; Cambaridae. Gene Ontology annotation, biological process: L-valine catabolic process; thymine catabolic process. Gene Ontology annotation, molecular function: methylmalonate-semialdehyde dehydrogenase (acylating, NAD+) activity; malonate-semialdehyde dehydrogenase (acetylating, [NAD(P)+]) activity.
GUGCGUUCUACAGCAGGCACCCUGAGAAUCAGCUGUUGUCGGCGGGAGGCGGAGGCACUUACUGGCACUUACUGGCACUCACUACUUGUUGCAAUGGCGACCACACGGCUUCUUCAGUCCUUUAAGGCUAUCCCAAGACUGAGUUUGUAUAGGAAUUAUAAUGCUGCUGCGGAAACCACAAAACUCUUCAUUAAUGGGCAAUUUGUUGAAAGUAUAACUGGAGACUUUAUUGAUGUCCAUAAUCCAGCAACAAAUGAGAUUGUUACACGAGUGCCUAAAGCAACUCAAGGUGAGAUGCAGGCUGCUGUUGAUGCUGCUAAAGCAGCCUUCAAGACUUGGUCGGAAACCUCAGUUCUCACUCGCCAGCAAGUGAUGUUCAAGUACCAGCAGAUCAUUAAGAACAAUAUUCAUGAUAUAGCCAAGGCCAUUACACUGGAGCAAGGGAAAACCUUGAUUGAUGCUGAAGGAGACGUGAUGAGAGGCCUCCAGGUGGUAGAGCAUUGUUGCAGCAUCACCAGCUUACAGCUAGGAGAGACGCUGCCAUGCAUUGCACGCGACAUGGAUGCUCAUUCAUAUCGUGUACCACUUGGGGUGUGCUCAGGGGUUGCUCCAUUUAAUUUCCCGGCAAUGAUACCUCUCUGGAUGUUUCCCGUUGCGUUGGUCUGUGGAAAUACCUAUGUAUUUAAGCCGUCUGAACGAGUACCUGGUGCAACCAUGAUGCUGGUUGAAAUGUUGAAGGAAGCUGGCUGCCCUGAUGGUGUUGUCAAUGUCAUCCAUGGUCAGCAUGAAGCUGUCAACUUUAUCUGUGACAAUCCUGACAUCCGGGCUAUUUCCUUUGUGGGUUCGGAUGCUGCUGGUCGAUAUAUUUAUGAAAGGGGAUCCAUGAAUGGAAAGAGAGUACAGUCCAAUAUGGGGGCCAAGAACCAUGGAGUGAUUAUGCCUGAUGCUAACAAGGAUAGUACCUUAACUCAGCUGGUUGGAGCAGCUUUUGGUGCAGCUGGUCAGAGAUGUAUGGCUCUAAGUACAGCAGUGUUUGUCGGAGAGUCCAAAAAUUGGCUACCAGAGUUGAUUGAAAAGUCCAAGAAGCUUAGAGUGAAUGCUGGCCACGUUGCAGAUGCGGACUUGGGUCCGGUAAUCUCCCCAGCUGCUCGGCAACGUAUAUGCAGCUUGGUGCAGUCGGGCAUUGAUGAAGGAGCAACAUGUGUACUGGAUGGACGUAAUAUUGUUGUAAAAGGUUACGAAAAUGGAAACUUUGUUGGGCCAACUAUUCUGACAAAUGUCACGCCAAACAUGACUUGCUACAGUGAGGAGAUCUUUGGGCCUGUAUUGGUUACUUUGUCGGUGGACACCUUGGAUGAGGCUAUUGAGAUCAUCAACACCAACAAAUAUGGUAAUGGAACAGCCAUAUUCACCACCAAUGGAGCUACGGCCAGGAAAUUUACAAAUGACAUUGAUGUUGGGCAGGUUGGGAUCAACGUACCAAUUCCUGUACCUCUGCCAAUGUUCUCCUUUACCGGGUCACGAGGAUCAUUCCUGGGCGAUACCAACUUCUACGGUAAAGCUGGCAUCAACUUUUACACACAGCUCAAGACAGUAACACAAAUGUGGAGAGAAGCCGAUGUUACUCCUACUCAGUCUGCUACAGCAAUGCCAGUUAUGCGCUGAUCACCAUGUCGACUCCUCAGAUGGGGUUUUGUAUGCAGGGUGCUUGGCCACGAAAUUUACUAGUUUUCCUGAGUACUGAUUGCCUUCAUAUGCUGAAAUGAAGACCAUAAAUGUUUUUACCAAUUUCUAUGUAUUCUACAUUACAAAAACUAAAAAAAAAAGUUUUGUACAAAUUUAGCCUGUUCCACAAAAUGGCAUAGCUUAAAUCAAUUUCAGUAAAAAUCAUUGUAACAUCAAAUGUUUAAAAAAAUAUAUGGUAUUUACUC